AUGAAAGCGGCAACAGUUGUACCUACAACAGAAAUCAGUCAAACUAAUCGAGUAACAGUCAGUUUUCAAAACCUUACUUAUUAAGUGUCUGUAAAGAAUCCUAAAGGAGUGUCAGAAUAAAGAACAAUCCUAAACAAGAUAUCAGGAAUUUGUCAUCCAGGUGAAGUAACAGCCAUUUUGGGAGCAUCUGGAGCAGGGAAAACCUCGCUACUGAAUAUCUUAGCAAAAAGAAUCUCCUUGUCAAGGAAUGUUUAAUUGCUGGGUGAAAUAUCGGCAAAUGGAUAACCUUAUGACAGUGAUUAAUUUGCAUAGUUUUCAUCCUACGUGAUGCAAAACGAUGUUCUAUUCGGAACUUUAACUGUAAGGGAAACGUUCGAGUUUGUAGCCAAUUUGAAGUAUGCAGACCCACAGUAGAAAGUUGAUAAAGUAGAAUAUGCAAUUAAGACAUUAAAAUUAGAGAGAUGUUAAAAUACAUUAGUAAAAUUGAAAUAAUAUUUAAAGAUUGGAAAUGCUCUUAUAAAAGGUAUCUCAGGCGGAGAGAGGAAAAGAACAUCAAUCGGAGUAGAAUUGGUCAGUGAUCCGUACUGUAUCAUGUUAGACGAACCAACGUCUGGAUUGGAUUCGUUUACAGCCUUUGUUAUAAUGUAGAUAUUUUAUAAUAUGUGAAUAGUAAUCUGCUCAAAAAACUAGCCCAGAGCUCAGGUAGAACAAUAAUUUUUACUAUUCAUUAACCAAGUGCGGACAUUUACACUUUAUUCGAUUAAGUGAUGCUUCUAGUGCAAGGGAAAUUUAUUUAUCAGGGAAGGAGAGAUUAAAUGGUUGAUUAUUUUAAAGGCAUUGGAUUUGAGUGUCCCGCUCAUUCUAAUCCUCUAGAUUAUUUGAUGAGUGUGAUGCAUCAUGAAGAUCCUAAUCAUCCUCAUUAUUAAACAUUGUUCACUCACUACAAUAAUUAAUUUGAAAAUCAGAUUUUAAGUCAGAUCUAGGCAGUUAAGAAAGAAGCAAUACAAAGAUAGACAAUCUAAACUACUUUUGCAUUUCAAGUUAAGGAAAUUUUUAGAAGAGGAAUGAUAAAUAUGAAAAGAGAUAAAGUGUUGGUUAGAGGUAGAGUAGUUAUGACCAUCUUUAUUGGAUUAUUAAUUGGAGGGAUAUUUUGGACUGCCGGCAGUGAGCCUGGAUAUAAAGGAAUUUAGAGUACAAUAGGAGUGCUGUUCUUUUUGGUUAUGAGCAGUUUUAUGGGAGCAUUGAACCCAGUUAUUAUUUAAUUCCCAGAUGAGAGAGAAGUUUUCUUAAGAGAAGAGAAUUCUAAGCUAUAUACUACUGCUGCUUACUUUACAGGUAAAAGUUCUGUUGAAAUUCCUUUUCUGAUAUUAUUUCCAAUUAUUCAAUAAUUAAUCUGUUAUUGGAUGGUAGACUUGAAUGAUAAAUCAGGUGAUAUUGUAAUAAUUAAUAUUAUUAUUUGUAUUCUCCUUGGUUUGAGUGGAAAUAGUUUUGGUAAUUCUUCAAUAUUAUUAUUUCUAGGAUUAAUGGCAGGAUGUAUGUUUACUGAUGUGAAAGCUGCUUCAGGUUUUCUCCCUGUUGUUUUAAUGCCCUUGGUCAUUUUCUCUGGAUUUUAUGCUAAUCAAUCUUUAUAUAUGAAUUGGAUUGGUUGGGUUUAGUACAUAAGUCCAAUGAAAUAUGCAUUUGAAGCACUAGUUUGGAAUGAAUUUGAUUCAAGAAGUGAUGAGUUUCUUGGUACAACUAUUUAGAAUAGUAGUCCUAUAGAUACAUAUGACUUAACUCUAGGUCUAUGGAAAUGUUUAGUAAUUUUAGUAGCUAUAAUUCUGUUUUUCAGAAUGAUGGCUAUGAUGUUUUUAUAUUUAUUGAGAUAGAAACAACAAUGA
Messenger RNA from Paramecium octaurelia, 1880 nucleotides. The record is from the annotation of a GenBank genome assembly. Lineage: Eukaryota; Ciliophora; Oligohymenophorea; Peniculida; Parameciidae.